AUGGAUAGCCAAGAGAAUGAAGAAUAAGGAUGUUACCAUUUUAUAGGAGUGGCAUACACUGUAAAUAAAACUGAAUUGUAAUUAACCAUUCAGGCCGUCUUAGCAUUCCUUGGAACAUUCCUUGCGACAGGUGGCUUAUUCUUAAUUAAAUGGUUCUAAUAAAGAAAUCUUCAUUACUCUAUAAAUAGUUCACCAAGUGAUUUUACGAUCUUAUUAAGAAACUAUCCUUACAUUCAUGAGAGACACCAGAUUGAAUAAUAUUUUAUGAAAUACUUCAACAUUAACCCAGCAUCCAUAGUUAAAAUAAUACGUCCUUUGAAUAUUUAAGAUUACAUGAAUGAUUAGAAGAAAAAGAAUGAAAAGUUGAAAGAAUAACAGAGAAUCUAUGCUUUGAUGACACGACCAUAAGAAGUCAGAGAGAAAAAUGAUAUUUUAAAUAAGUUAAUGCUUGAAAUCUAAGUAUUAGACAAAUAGAUUUCUCUAUUUGAGUAAUAAGUCACUCUCAAUAAUUUAUAUCAAAGAACUGAUUAUGUUUUAGUAACAUUAUAAGAGGAAAAUCUAGUUGAUUAAAUUCUAGACACAUGUAACUAAAGUCGAUGGUAUGAAGUAAUGAUGGAUUAUCUUGGGUGUUGUGAUAAAUUGCUUUAUUAUUUGAAUAAUGAUAAAUAGCAAUGGAAGUUUAUAAAUGGAUAAAGAAUUUAUAUAAGAAGAGCACCUGAACCUUUAGAUAUAAUUUGGUAAAAUUUCAAUACAAGUCAUUCAUAAAAAAGAUGCAAAAGACUGUUGGCUUUAAGUUUAAACUUUCUAGUUGUUCUGGUAGGAGCCUUUGUUGUUUAUGGAAUUUCAUAUACUCAAAAUUAAGCAAAGAGUAGUGAUUCAUUUUAUGUAAAAUACGUUUUGUCAGGUUUGUGUGCUUUGGCAAUUUUAAUUAUUAAUCAAAUUUUGGAGUUUCUGAUUAAGAUCACUUCAAAGUACGAGAAGCAUACCACCUAUACUAAUGAAACCAGAAGUGUUAUGGUAACAUAAACCAUAAUGCAAUUCAUAAAUACAGCUCUUGUGCCUUUUGGAUUAUUUAUAUUUACUGAUUUUGAUUAGAAUAAUUUAGCUGUCAGUCUAUUUUUUAUAUUUUUAGGCAAUCUCAUCAUAUUGCCAGUAUUAGAAAUAUUCGACCCAUUAUAUAUCAUUAAAUUAAUCAAAUAGAACCAAAUCCUUAAGGAAUAAGAUAAAAGAUAGAUUAUUCUUACUUAACAACAAACACAUGAACUAUUUGAGGGACCUGAUUAUAGAAUAGCAGACAAAUAUUCUACUAUUUUCAAAAGCAUAUUGAUGAGUAUGUUUUAUGUAUGCAUAUUUCCAUAUGGAAUGAUGAUGUAGAUAGUGUCAUUGUUUCUAUAUUAUUGGGCAUGCAAAUAUACAUUGUUAAGAAGAUGUUCUUAUCCCCCAACCAUAAAUAGAAAUUUAAAUGAUUCUACUCUCCAAUUAUUAGGAAUAUCACCAAUUUUGAUAUCUGCUGGGUCAGCCUGUUAUUCAUUUCUAUUGAUUUAAACUUACAGUAACCUAAUUCUGCAUAUUAUAAAUAUGAUAAUAUCUUGUAUUUGUGUUGGAAGUUAUCUAUAUUUUAGAUUUGAAUCCAAGGUUACUCAUACGGAAUCAGCUCUUUGUUUGAAUUACUUUGAGGAGAGAAAAAAGUUUUCAACAGAUUAUGAGAAAUGUAAUCCAAUUACAAUGAAACAAGCACAAUUUUAAUAACAGUACAAAUUAGAAUGA
Molecule: messenger RNA, 1767 nt
Organism: Paramecium tetraurelia
Lineage: Eukaryota; Ciliophora; Oligohymenophorea; Peniculida; Parameciidae
Exons: 1
Cellular component (GO): plasma membrane
Molecular function (GO): calcium-activated cation channel activity
Source: RefSeq, a predicted model, not a curated record